UCUGCCAUAUACACAUGAUGAUAUAUCUCACUGUUCUGUCGUCUGCACAUUUUACGGUCCUCACUGAUGGACAGAGCAUGUCAUCCUGCUAUCAUUUGGAGCCUAAUACUGACGCUUUCAAUCCGCUUUCAGGCUGGUGCCUUUCUCCGUGACUGCCUCAAUUGUCCGUGGAAUGACUCUCGGUCCUCGAGUCGAGAUCUUUACCCAACUAUCAUGCAAUGCUAUUUAUGGUCAUGAUGUGUACGACCAUACAUCGGCCAAUAUCACUUUCCUUGGUUCAGACACAUUCCAUGCCCCUCUUCACAUCGACCCUACAGGGUCAUAUUUGCAUAGACCGUACCUAGACACAUCUAGAUCAUCAGACGAGCUCCCACUCACUUUCACUGCCCAAGAUAUGCCCGACGAUGACGAUGGCGAUGACGACGGCGAACCUGACCCGCGCAUCAUACCGUCCAAGCGGUGCUUACAGGAUCCUGCCGUACAGUCGGGUGCAGCACGAUUGCAGACAAUCAUGACCUUCACAAUGGGCGUGCUUUCUGCGUUAACCACCGGCUGGUGGGGCCAUUUCGGUGAACUGCACGGUCGCACUCGGGUCCUCGCUGCGGCUACAAUGGGUCUUUUCUUGACGGAUUUGACCUUUAUCCUCGUCUCUACACCACACAGCAUUUGGGCAUCGCACGGACAUAAACUGCUGAUCAUAUCGCCCAUGGUCGAAGGGCUGCUGGGCGGCUGGCAGACGCUGCAGGCGGCAAUAAACGCCUACGUCUCGGACUGCACUUCGGACGGAUCGCGCGCGCAGAUUUUCUCACGCUUUACCGGGGUAUCGUUCUUUGGCCUGUCAAUUGGUCCAGCGAUUGGCGCGUUCCUCAUUAGACAUCCUAUCUUCUCGUCUCCCGCGCACUCAAGCGCCCACGGGCCCGCACAGACGGUCACAUCGGUGUUCUACGUGAGCGCGGCCUGCUCACUGGUCAACGUACUUCUCGCACUGUUCGUCUUCCCCGAGCCGCCGAAGAAGAAGGCUAAGCCGGGCCAGGAGGUACAGACAGUCUCUGAUGCGGAAGGCUCGACGCCGACAUCGGGAGGCAAGCAUGGCUUCAUGGCAGGAUUCUUGGGUCCUUUUGCAUUGCUAGCACCACGCAAGGUCCAACUGCCCGGUGGCGGUACCCGACGGGACUAUAGACUCACAUUGAUGGCGCUUGCAUUGCUGGUCUAUGCCCUCUCGACUGGUAUCUUCCAGCUCAAGUAUCUGUAUGCAGAGCACAUGUAUGGCUGGGGUGCCGAGCAGCUGAGCUACUACAUCUCGGCCAUGGGUGCUGCACGAACGUUGUAUCUGCUUGUUCUGAUGCCUAUUAUCAUUUUGACUUUCAAGCCGAAGCCUCCGCCGGGCACCGCUACCGCGGUGGCCGCCAUACCGGGCAAGAAGCCACCCCAGACGCCAGCACAGAUCGCUGCUGAGAUGCGCUUCGAUUUCAACCUGCUUCGCGCCUCACUUACGGUGGACCUGCUUUCGCAUAUUCUCGUUGCGCUGUCGGCGCCAGACUCCAGCGCGGCUAUGUUUACCAUCUUCACCUCGCUGAGCAGCUUUGGUGCGGGCGUGGAUCCGGCACUGCAGAGCCUCGCGCUGUGCAUCAUGCAGAUGAAUGGCGAGGACAACCGCGGAAAGCUCUUCGGCAUGUUCGCGAUGCUCCGCACAACUGGGCAGAUGAUUAUUGGGCCGCUGCUUUUCGGUGUUGUAUACAGCGCAACCGUCGCGCAGUUUCCGAAGGCCAUCUUCGUCGCCGCGGGCAGCUUUGCGUUCGUCGCAUUCGCACUCCUGUGCAUGGUUCGGCCGGACGUGGGCACCAAAACACGCCGCAAGCUCUCAAGGCGACGCGAUGACAGCGAGAUCGAACGCGGGCGGUCGCGUGUCAGCAAGGAUAUCAACAAGUCGAGCGUGAACGUCGCUGUUGUACCCGUAGCAAGCGGCUCUGGCUCCAGUUCUGGCUCUGGCUCGCGGGCCUAGAUUUGAUUGUGUAAAGUAUCGGAGCUGGUUUCGUCGAUGAUGAUUCUCACAUGCUAUCCCCUUUUACUGCUAAUCCUACUAUUGUAUGUAUAUAUAGAAUAUCUACGUACGGUCUGCAUUCAAUCACAUUACUGUCCUUUAUAUUACCUGUCUU
This is a messenger RNA of Postia placenta MAD-698-R-SB12, 2156 nucleotides long. RefSeq lists its product as hypothetical. Gene Ontology annotation, molecular function: transmembrane transporter activity. Bases 173 to 2002 code for a protein of 609 amino acids. The transcript is spliced from 7 exons. NCBI's taxonomy places the organism in Eukaryota, Fungi, Basidiomycota, Agaricomycetes, Polyporales, Adustoporiaceae. The record is from RefSeq and is a predicted model, not a curated record. Gene Ontology annotation, biological process: transmembrane transport. Gene Ontology annotation, cellular component: membrane.